Messenger RNA from Magallana angulata, 5427 nucleotides. RefSeq names its product bifunctional glutamate/proline--tRNA ligase-like. The transcript has 36 exons. The record is from RefSeq and is a predicted model, not a curated record. Bases 113 to 5188 code for a protein of 1691 amino acids. Gene Ontology annotation, cellular component: cytoplasm; aminoacyl-tRNA synthetase multienzyme complex. Gene Ontology annotation, molecular function: proline-tRNA ligase activity; ATP binding; glutamate-tRNA ligase activity. NCBI's taxonomy places the organism in Eukaryota, Metazoa, Mollusca, Bivalvia, Ostreida, Ostreidae. Gene Ontology annotation, biological process: prolyl-tRNA aminoacylation; translation; glutamyl-tRNA aminoacylation.
UGCCCUUUUCAUGUAUCCUGUUUGACUUGGCGAGGUGAUCGCAACGUGUGGACGGAUUUCGCCGGUUUCGCAUAACACACCUUAUUUGGAUUGUUUGAAUUACACGUCAAACAUGGCACUGAAUGUGUCUUUUCAGAAGGAUAAAAUUCCUGCAGCUUCACUUUUAACAGCAGAAUACCUGUCACAGAAAAAUUUAUUGAAAUGGUCCUUGGGUCAGAGUACAACCCUCACUGUGGACGGUACUACUUUGAAUAGUAACUAUACCAUAUGUCGGUUCUUGGCCAACAAGUUCAAAGAUUUGGGUCUUUACGGGAAUUCAAUCCUUGAAGCCUCUGAGGUCGAUCACUGGCUGACCUUUGCCUCGGGCUCCCUGUCUUGUGCCUCCAAGUUCUCCACGGCCCUGACCUACCUGGACAAGUCUUUGGAGCCGGUGACCUACAUUGUGGGUCAGGCAUUGACUCUGGCCGACUUUGCUAUCUGGGAAGUUCUCCAGAGCAAUAGCAAGUUUCAAUCUCUGUUGGCAUCAGGAGAUGCAGGUGUUAAUGUCACUCGCUACUACAAGUUUCUCAGCAACCAGUCAGCAUUCAAGGUUGCUCAGAAAAACCUGCCACAGGUUAAAGGCAACGCAGAGAAGAAAAGUGACAAGAAGUCUGAACCAUCUGCAAAGAAAGAUGAAGGAAAGUUUGUGGACCUACCAGGGGCUGAGAUUGGAAAAGUUGUCACUCGUUUCCCACCAGAGGCUAGCGGAUAUUUACAUAUUGGUCAUGCAAAGGCGGCCUUGCUGAACUACCAUUAUAGGGAGAUAUUUAAGGGAACACUCAUCAUGAGAUUCGAUGAUACCAAUCCAGCCAAGGAAAACGCGGAGUUUGAACAGGUGAUUCUGGAGGAUGUGGCCAUGCUGGGCAUUAAGUACGACAAGUUCUCCUACACCUCGGACCACUUUGAUCGGAUCCAGGAAUUGUGUGAGAAAAUGAUGAAGAUCGGGAAAGCCUAUGUCGACAACACUGACCCAGAGACCAUGAAGAAAGAGCGAGAUGAACGCAAGGACUCUGUCAACAGAAAUAACAGUGUGGAGAAGAACUUGGCUAUGUGGGAGGAGAUGAAGAAGGGAAGCCCUGCUGGUCAGAAGUGUGCAGUGAGGGCCAAGAUUGACAUGACCUCCGACAAUGGGUGUAUGAGGGACCCCACACUGUACCGCUGUAAGUUGGAGCCCCACAUCAGGACCGGCACCAAGUACAAAGUGUACCCUACCUAUGACUUUGCCUGUCCUAUUGUGGACAGUGUAGAGAAUGUGACGCAUGCCCUCAGGACCACCGAGUACCACGACAGGGACGAACAGUACUACUGGGUCCUGGACACUCUAAGUCUAAGACGGCCUUACAUCUACGAGUUCAGCAGACUGAACCUACAAAACACUGUUCUUUCCAAAAGGAGGCUCACCUGGUUUGUCAAUGAAGGAAUAGUGGAUGGAUGGGAUGAUCCACGGUUCCCGACAGUGAGGGGGGUACUCAGAAGGGGAAUGACCGUUGAGGGCCUGAAACAGUUUAUUGUGUCCCAGGGGUCUUCUAAGUCUGUGGUGAUGAUGGAGUGGGAUAAAAUCUGGGCAGUCAACAAGAAGGUGAUUGACCCAGUUGUUCCAAGAUUUACAGCUUUGCUGAAGGAGGAAGCCAUCCCAGUUCAUGUGAAAGGUGCCUCAACAGGCGUGAUUCAGAAACCCAAACAUCCUAAGAAUGAAGGUGUUGGAAUGAAGGAUGUCUGGUACUCUCCCCUUGUGUAUGUAGAGGGAGCUGAUGCUGAGCUGUUGAAGGAAGGGGAGCUCACUACAUUUAUCAACUGGGGCAACUUAGAAAUAACAAAGAUAAACAAGAAAGGGAACAAGAUAGUUUCCUUGGAGGCUUUAACCAGACUGGAUAAUACAGAUUAUAAGAAGACCCAGAAGAUCACCUGGCUGGCAGAGACUGACCGCGCCCCUUUCACGCCCACUGUGUGUGUCCAGUAUGACCACAUCAUCACAAAGCCUGUCAUUGGUAAAGAGGAGGACUUUAAGCAGUACGCCAACAGAGACAGCAAGAAAGAGAUGGUGAUGUUUGGUGAUCCAUGUCUGAGCGAACUGAAGAAGGGAGACAUAAUUCAGCUACAGAGGCGAGGAUACUUUAUCUGUGAUCAGCCCUACCUCCCCACCAGUCCGUUCACGGGUCGCAGUAGUCCCUGUGUUCUGUUGAACAUCCCCGAUGGUCAUACCAAGGAGAUGCCCACCUCAGGAUCAAAACACAAAGAAGAGGGGAGCAGCAAAGAGAAAUCCCAGAGCAAGAAAGGAAAAGCUGCUGAGAAAUCUCCCCCAGAAACCCCCUCCUCUGGUAUUGACCUUGCGGACCUAGACAAAAGAAUCAGAAGUCAAGGGGAAAGAGUUCGCGACCUCAAAACCAAAAAGGCUCCAAAGGAGCAGGUAGAUGCAGAAGUCAAGAUUCUCUUGGCACUGAAGGCUGAAUAUAAGUCUGGCUCUGGUUCAGACUGGAAGCCAGAUACCAAACCGGUUCAUCCGGUGUCCUGUCCACCAGCCUCAAGUUCAAUGAAUGCCCAUGACCUUAAUGAUCAAAUCAUCAAACAGGGCAACUUGGUCAGAGACUUGAAAGGAAAGAAAGCUCCCAAGGCUGAAAUUGAUGAGGCAGUAAAGGUACUUUUAGUUCUGAAGGCAGAGUACAAAAGUGUGACAGGAAGUGAAUGGAAACCUGGGGUCACACCCCCAGCAGCAGCGCCAUCUGGUGGAGCAGACGUCAGCAAUAUCAAUGAUAAAAUUGUAGCCCAGGGCAACAAGGUCAGGGAUUUGAAGGCAGCCAAAGCUCCAAAGGGUGACAUCGAUGCCGCAGUGAAAGACCUAUUAGCUCUGAAGGCAGAAUACAAAGCAGCCACAGGAAAAGACUGGAAACCACAAGCUGCCACAUCAGCACCACCGGCCACAGCCGCCAAGUCUGGUGGAUCUGGAAACGAGGCUGACCUAAAUAAUCAAAUUGUUGCCCAGGGAAACAAAGUCAGGGAUCUCAAAGCCCAAAAAGCAGCUAAGGGUGAUAUAGAUGUUGAGGUAAAGGCUCUACUGGCUCUGAAGACAGAAUACAAAGCAGCCACAGGUAAAGACUGGAAACCACAAGCUGCCACAUCAGCACCACCGGCGACAGCAGCCAAGUCUGGUGGAUCUGGAAACGAGGCUGACCUAAAUAAUCAAAUUGUCGCCCAGGGAAACAAAGUCAGGGAUCUCAAAGCCCAGAAAGCAGCUAAGGAUAAAGUAACAGCUGAGGUACAAUUAUUGCUAAAGCUAAAGGCUGACUACAAAGCAGCAACAGGGAAAGACUGGACACCACCACCUGCCGGAUCCACUCCCCAAAAGGUAGAACCACCAAAAGCCAUGCCAGUUAGCGGCACAGAGGCCGAGAAUCUCAAAAAGAAAAUUGAUGAGCAGGGGGAGAAAGUGCGAAAACUCAAGACAGCCAAAGCACCAGAGAGCGAAGUUAAGAAAGAGGUGGACACCCUUCUGUCACUGAAGACUCAGUAUAAGGAUCUAACAGGGGAGGAUCUAGCAGGGGGUGGAAGGAAAGACAAGAAGGAUAAGAAAAAGGAGAAAAAACCAGCUGAGAAGAAAGAAGAAGUGAAAGCAGAGGAUACCUCAAAAGAUGGGAAAAAAGUUACAAGACUUGGACUUGAAGCAAAGAAAGAAGAGAAUUUAUCAGAAUGGUACUCGCAGAUCAUUACAAAAGCAGAGUUGAUAGAGUACUAUGAUGUUAGUGGCUGUUACAUUCUACGCCCCUGGUCAUACGCUAUUUGGGAGAGCAUCAAAGAAUUCUUCGACCGAGAAAUCAAGAAAAUAGGCGUCGAAAAUACUUACUUCCCCAUGUUUGUCUCUCAUCAAGCACUGGAACGGGAAAAAACUCACAUUGCAGAUUUUGCACCAGAGGUUGCGUGGGUAACAAGAUCUGGUAAAUCGGAGCUGGCAGAACCCAUCGCAAUCCGUCCCACUAGUGAAACUGUGAUGUACCCUUCUUAUGCCAAGUGGAUCAAGUCCCAUAGAGAUCUUCCUUUAAAAUUGAAUCAGUGGUGCAAUGUGGUGAGGUGGGAAUUCAAGCAUCCACAGCCUUUCCUUAGGACCAGAGAGUUUCUGUGGCAGGAAGGACACACAGCUUUCUCAACGGCCCAGGAGGCACAGGAGGAGGUGUAUGUAAUACUGGAACUUUAUGCCAGAGUGUACGAAGAACUGCUGGCUAUUCCAGUAGUCAGAGGUAGAAAAACAGAGAAAGAGAAGUUUGCAGGAGGAGACUUUACUACCACAGUGGAGGCCUACAUCUCAGCCAGUGGGAGAGCUAUACAGGGUGCAACAUCUCAUCAUUUAGGACAAAACUUUUCUAAGAUGUUUGAAAUUUGUAUACAAGAUCAAGAAACACUUGAAAAACAAUAUGUGUACCAGAAUUCUUGGGGACUGACAACUCGGACCAUUGGAGUGAUGUGUAUGAUUCAUGGUGACAAUAAAGGGCUGGUGCUGCCUCCUAAUGUUGCCAGUGUACAGGUGAUAAUUGUUCCCUGUGGUAUUACGGCUAAUUUAUCCAAGAAGGACGAGCAGGAACUGAUGGAUAAGUGUGAGGCUCUAAAAAAAGAGCUCUUAGCUGUCGACAUCCGGGCUCGAACAGAUCUGAGAGACAACUACUCCCCAGGAUGGAAGUUCAACCACUGGGAGCUGAAGGGGGUACCAAUCCGCGUGGAGCUGGGACCUCGUGAUAUCAAGCAGAACCAGCUGGUGGCUGUCAGAAGAGAUACUGCUGAGAAAAUGACACUGAAGAACCAGAACAUUGGACAGCAACUCAAGGACCUACUUAAAAACAUCCAGGACAGUCUAUUCAACAAGGCUAAAUCUGACCUGGACAGCUACAUGAUUGUCUCCCAUGAAUGGGGUCAUUUCUGUGAUUCAUUGGACAACAAGAAAAUUAUCCAAGCCCCUUUCUGUGGGGACGAAGACUGUGAGGACAAGAUCAAGAAGGACAGUGCCAGGGAUGCUGUGGUGGAAGAAGGAGCCCCCUCAAUGGGAGCCAAGAGUCUAUGUAUUCCCUUCAAACAGCCCGAGACCCUGAAACCAGGCACCAAGUGCAUAAACCCAGCUUGUAAAAGAGACGCCAAGUUCUUUACUUUGUUUGGAAGGAGCUACUAGAACUUAAACUAUAUAAAGACUACUUAACGUCACCUUGAUGCCAAAGUUUCCACACUCUUGUGUAAACUCUGUACUUUCACAAAAUUUAGUAGUGUUCACUUGUAGUACAUUACAAAUGCUUAUACUGUGACUGCUUAUCUGUUAUUGUUUGUUCAUUGAAACAAAUGAGAUUCUAAAAACUGUAUCAUAAUUUAUUGACUAAAUGGGUUUCCUCUUAAUAAAGGAAAAGUUGUCAUCUU